Clunio marinus is the source of this 267-nucleotide messenger RNA. Lineage: Eukaryota; Metazoa; Arthropoda; Insecta; Diptera; Chironomidae. The record is from the annotation of a GenBank genome assembly.
AUGAUGUCGUUGGAAUGGAAGCUCAAAUACAUGGGUCAUUAUGUACGUAAUUAUAUGCUUUACAUGCCAUUUACACAUCGAAGCACUUUAACGAUGAAUACAAAUGGGGGAUCGAGAUGGGAGAAAGGAGAUGCUUUCAAAACAGGAAACAUAAACGUGGAUUAUCUAUCUUUGAGGCAAAAAAGUUUUCUUUUCCUAGAUGAAGAUGAUUUCUCGAGGAUCAUGGAAUUUUUAAGGGUGGAAUUGAAAGUAAGCACAGAAGAAUAG